Messenger RNA from Ostreobium quekettii, 906 nucleotides. Lineage: Eukaryota; Viridiplantae; Chlorophyta; Ulvophyceae; Bryopsidales; Ostreobiaceae. The record is from the annotation of a GenBank genome assembly.
AUGGCGGGUGCGGACGGGCCCGACGGCGAGCAAGUAAUCGAGGAGGCGGGCCAGGGCAGCGGCGACGACGCCAUGGAUGAUUUGGAGGCCGAUGGGGAGCGGGAGGAAGUGAACGGCGAGGCCGGCGCUGAGGAGGAGGCCGCGGAGAGUGGGGGGCAAGGGGAGCGGCAGGGGGAGCAACAGGAGGGGGAGGGGAUGCAAGUGGAGGGCGUGGGAGAAGCUGACAGCAAGAAAGUGGAGGAUGUCAAGCAAGAUACAAAAGACACAACAAAAGGGGAGGAUGGCACUGGCCCACCAGAAACUGAUGACUUUCUGAGCAUGCCCCCACAUGGCACAGAGGUAUUUGUGGGUGGCCUUGCUAAAUCCACCACGGAUGCAGAAAUUCAGGAAUUUUGUGAACAAUGUGGCGAGGUGUUCAGCCUUAGGGUACCAAAAGAUCCUGGCAUUCCUGGACAGAACAGAGGGUAUGCAUUCGUCACCUUCAAGACCACAGAGCAAGCAGCCACAGCUACAGAAAAACUAAAUCAGAAGGAGCUGGAUGCACACCCAGGAAAGAAGGUCCGGGUUAUCCUGUCUCAAGUGAAGAACCGGCUCUUCAUUGGGAACGUUCCAAAAGAUCUGAAGUAUGAGGACUUGAAGAAGGUUCUCGAUGGUGAAGUGAAAGGUGCAACCCAGAUCGAGUUGCUCAUGGAUCGUGAAGGCAACUUCAAUCGUGGUUUUGCUUUUGUAGAGUUCUACAACCAUGCGGCGGCUGACCUGGCCAGGAAGAUACUUAGCAGGCCAGACUUCAGGUGCUGGGGAUGCCAUGGCGGUGCAAAAUCGACCAUUGUGCAUGUCAUGGAUAGGGCAACGUCGCUGUUCUGCCCAGCCUCAGUGUUUUGGUCGCACGUGAUCGCCUGUGCCUGA